Nerophis ophidion (straightnose pipefish) is the source of this 11390-nucleotide messenger RNA. Its product is annotated as E3 ubiquitin-protein ligase DTX1-like. The transcript has 12 exons. The record is from RefSeq and is a predicted model, not a curated record. NCBI's taxonomy places the organism in Eukaryota, Metazoa, Chordata, Actinopteri, Syngnathiformes, Syngnathidae. Gene Ontology annotation, biological process: Notch signaling pathway; protein ubiquitination. Gene Ontology annotation, molecular function: ubiquitin protein ligase activity; zinc ion binding. Gene Ontology annotation, cellular component: nucleoplasm. Bases 446 to 2698 code for a protein of 750 amino acids.
ACCCAUCCGUGGAACCUGUUCUCCGGUUCGCGUUGCACAGCCGGCCAGUAGACUUCGUUACUACCGAGGAUGCGCUCUCCGGGAGCUGGUACUUUUGGGGCAAAGCGCCCAAAUAACGAGCGAAAAACAAACGUUUGCCGCCGCUACCUUUCAACCGACGGGGUUAACAUCCGGAAUGAUGUAGGAGACUCCAACGGAAGCCUUCGUCUUUUGUUCCAUAUUUCUUCCAUUUAGGCAGGACUCAACCAGCAGACCGAAGGCCUUGGCUCGGAGGAACUAUCGGUGACAAGAUAGAGUCGACAGAAAAUGUCCACCGUGGUUAAAAUGUGUUUAUAAGUCACAUUUACCAAGAGUUGAGCGGAGAUUUUCUUUCCUCCUCGCCGUGUGACCAUGCGAAGAAUUCGGCUCUUCGUAGAGGAAUGUUCCGCUCGCUGGAGUUAGCUUCAUGGCCAACAGUAACAACAUGCUAGUGGCCUCCGCCGUGGUGGUGUGGGAAUGGCUGAACGAACACGGGCGGUGGCGACCCUACAGCUCCGUCGUCGCCCAUCAAAUCGAGGCGGCCAUUCGGAGCGGAGACCUCCGCGGAGGGAGCGUCAUUCUCGGCCAGGUGGAGAGUCGACUCUCGCCCUACAUCAUCGACCUCCAGUCCAUGCACCAGUUCAGACAAGACACAGGCACUAUCCGUCCGGUGAGGAGGUGUUUUUAUGACCCGGCCUCAGCCCCAGGACAGGGCUGGCAGUGGGAGUGGGAAAACGAUGCUGGUUCGUGGACACCCUAUGAUACAGAGGUGGCCAUCGCCAUCGAGAACGCUCACAGGUGCCAGCAACCCUGCCUUGACCUGACACCUCUUGGUUUUUGCUACCUCAUUGAUUUACAGAAUAUGACACAGGUCAAUAGACAGAGCCAGAAGUGUCGAAGGAUUCAGCGACGGGUUGACAUGGUCUACCCGCUCGUGUCUGGACCUCUCCCAUUGCCAAAAGGGGGAAGUGUAGGUGUAGGUGGAGGAGGGCUAACGGGUGCCCUGCUUGGCGUUGGGGUAUCGGGGGCCAGCAUGGGAACUGUACGUUCUGUUUACCCGAACGGGGGUAUUAUGACAACUGGACUGGCCCAGCCUUGUUCCUGCCAGCAAUGCAUGCUCGUAUUUAGUGUCAAAACAAACACAGGGGGGACCGGAGCAGGGAUACAAACUCUCGGAAGACGCUCAUUAACCAUGCAGCGGCCCAAGCACUUGGCAUCCACAAACUUCAAACCCCUGAAUCCAUCAAAAUCAGCCACCCUUGGCAGAGGACAGCACCAGAAGUCCAACACUUAUCAAACGCUGCCACAUGGCCUUGCCAUCUCUAGAAACACUGCGUCUCCAAGAAGGAAUUCCCAGCUGUUUGCCCAGUCCCUAGCUGCCCUCACAGCAGGGACCUCCACGCUGGGUAUCUCCUCAUCUUCAAAUAGGCCGCCUCCUCCGUCCCUCCCACCACCUCAGCCGCCAUCAUCCAACAUGACUGUUAACCCUUUGUCCAUUCCAACCAAGCAUUCCUCAUCUUCAGCGAAUGAAUCAGUGCCAACUGCCACAUUAGUUACUCCAGCCAGUGGUGUGACCACUCCCCCGUCCCCUGUGCCAUCUCCAUCGCCGGUGGUGAUGAAGCCGCAGCGUGCACAAUCUGCAGCUAAAGUGUGCCAUGCCCCGCUACCGCAGAGAUCAAGUUUAGCUGGGCUGAGUCGACCUGCGCUGCAAAGGAUCGCCAUGGCCCAGUCAAGAGCACUGAUAGCAUCAGGUGUUCCCACUGUUCCUGUGAAGAACCUCAAUGGAUCUAGUCCUGUUCACCCUGCGUUGGCCGGAAUCACCGGCAUCCUGAUGAGUGCUGCUGCUCUGCCUGUGUGUCUUACCAGGCCGCCUAAACUGGUACUGCACCCUCCUCCUGUCAGCAAAAGUGAAGUUAAACCAGUGCCAGGCUUUGGCCACUGUUGCAGAAAAACCACCAAGAAGCAGGCUCGUAAGGGUAAAACUCCAGAGGAGGUGGUUAAAAAGUACCUGCAAAAAGUAAAGAAUCCACCAGACGAGGAUUGCACCAUAUGUAUGGAACCCUUAGGGGGUCCAUCUGGAUACAAAGGUCCAGGUGUUGGACCCGUUUCCAGGGCAGAGUCUGUUGGGCGUCUUGCACAGUGUGGACACCAAUACCAUUUCCAGUGUCUGGUGGCCAUGUAUAAUAAUGGAAACAAGGACGGCAGUCUUCAGUGUCCCACUUGUAAAACCAUAUAUGGUGUAAAGACUGGUAGCCAACCAGCAGGGAAAAUGGAGUACCACGUCAUCCCUCACUCACUACCAGGCCACCCGGACUGCAAAACUAUACGCAUCAUCUAUAACAUCCCGCCAGGCAUUCAGGGACCAGAGCAUCCGAAUCCAGGGAAGCCCUUCACUGCCAGAGGCUUCCCAAGACACUGCUACCUCCCAGACAGUGAGAGGGGACGUAAGGUACUGAGAUUGCUUCUGGUAGCUUGGGACCGCAGGUUGAUCUUUUCAGUCGGGACUUCAAGCACCACAGGAGAGUCUGACACUGUCAUAUGGAACGAGGUCCACCACAAAACAGAGUUUGGCUCCAACCUGACAGGUCAUGGCUUCCCCGACCCUGGGCACCUAGACAAUGUUCUGGACGAACUCCGCGCUCAGGGCAUCACAGAGGAUGAUGGAUUGACAGAAAAGUGAACAGAAGAGGAAGACCAGCAGAUGUGAGGCUCGUAAUGAUGCAAAAGAGUAGAGGAUAAUGAUAAAGAAAGGGGAAGAGGAUUUAUAGAAAAUUACAGAAGCAAAAAGUGACCACCUGCCUGAAUUUAAAGGGUGCUGGAGAUCAUUUGUUUUUUUAAAUUAACCACUUUUUUAAACUUUUAAUUUAGUUAAUAGUGGUUUGCCUGUCAUUCCAAUCCUGUAUAGUUUUUUUUGGUGUAAUCUUUAGAAUUUGAAGUCUCAAUGAAGAAAUGAGUGGCAAUCAAAAGACGCCACUAAAAACAAAACAAAAAAUACAGCAUGAGGAAGGAGGACACACACUGUUUUGGCUGCUGAGCAACAAGGUACUAACUUUACACACAGGUAUGUGAGACUGAAACGGUACAAAUACUAACAAUAGAUACAAGUUUACUUUACUGAGCGAAAGGAGAAGAUUGUAAAAAUGGCUUAUCCAAAAUCGGGCGAGAGAAAGGAUCAAGAGAGCGAUUUCUUCAGUAGGGGAGGGAACUGUGGAAAUAAUGUGGCAGUCAGAGAGAGAGAAGGUUUUUGAAUGUAGUGUAGGAUAGGAGCUGAGUAGAACUAACUUGUAUGCUACUUUUACAGGUGCUAUCACCACAAACUCAUGAUGAACUUUGGUACUUUUUUUGUAAUAUUUCUUCUAUUGGUUUUCAUCUCGGGCUACAUCCAGCCUGUAAGCAAAUGAAAAUGUUUUAUUUCUUGUCUCUGUAAUCCUCGUUCAACACUGUUCUGUAACUUUCAUUCACAUUUUUAUGGUCUAAUGUCACACAGUGGAGCCUGUAGGAGUGAAUAAGUCCAAGGAACAAGUAUUUGCAUACACGUGAUUGUUUUCAAACAAGGUUUACAUGGUCUUAAGUAGAGAUGUCCGAUAAUAUCGGAUAUUAUCAGCAGCUAAAUGUAAUAUUGGAAAGUAUCGGUAUCUGUUUCAAUAUUAUCGAUAUUGGUUUUAAAAAGUAAAAUGUAUGACUUUCUAAAACGCCUCUGUGCACACGGACGUAGGGAGGAGUACAAAGCACCAAUAAACAUUAAAGGCACUGCCUUUGCCUGCCGGCCCAGUCACAUAUCUUCGGCUUUUUACACACGCAAGUGAAUGUAAGGCAUACUUGGUUGACACCCAUACAGGUCACACUGAGGGUGGCCGUAUAAACAACAUUAACACUGUUACAAAUAUGUGCCACACUGUGAACCCACACCAAACAAAAAUGACAAAUACAUUUCAGGAGAACAUCUGCACCGUAACACUACAUAAACACAACAGAACAAAUACCCUGAAACCCCUGGCUGCACUAACUCUUCCCGCCCACACCUCAACCUCCUCAUGCUCUCUCAGGGAGAGCAUGUCCCAAAUUCCAAGCUGCUGUUUUGAGGCAUGUCAAAAAAAAUAAUUACCUUUGUGACUUCAAUGAUAAAUAAGGCAGUGCCGUGUUGGCAUUAUUUUCCACAACCUGAGUUGCUUUAUUUUGGAAAACCGUGUUACAUUGUUUAAUGCAUCCAGCGGGGCAUCACAACAAAAUUAGGCAUAAUAAUAUGUUAAUUCCACGACUGUAUGUAUCGGUAUCGGUUGAUAUCGGAAUCGGUAAUUAAGAGUUGGACAAUAUCGGAAUAUCGGAUAUCUGCAAAAAAGCCGUUAUCGGACAUCUCUAGUCUUAAGACAUCACAUGUACAAUUCUAAACUAAAUACUAAAACGGGCGGGGGACAAUAGGUAUUCAGGUUUUGCGCUUGUGGAAGGUAAACCGUAGUGAUGGAUGAAACGAUACAGAAGCACGAGUGAUACAGUGUCCUUUGAUACCUCGGUGUGUGUGUGUCACUUUAAAAAUCAUGUGGCCGAUAUAGCUGCUGUGUUAUUUGACUGCAAAAGCGCCAUAUUGUUUCUCAUAAAGCUCUUUUACCAUUAUCAAUCAAUAUGGAACUGAGAAAAAGUUCAGAAAAGUGCCAGAAUUUCACUUUUACAAAGCCAAAUAAGGUCAAAGUUCUUCUUUUCCAGUUUACUAUUUGGCUCAUAGACCAGAGUUGUGCAUUUCGUAUUCCUUUCUGCACAGUUAUUCAUUUAAAAAUACACAUAUUAUAAUUGUUAACUAUUAAUUUUAUUUGUGUGUCAAAUGUAGUGACUUUUUUUUAAAAUACAGCAGAUGCCGCCAUCACAGUAUUAGGGCAUUGUCAAUACAACCAGUGUAUGCCAACGACAUUUGCUAGUACUGGUAACCAGAUUGUAAGUAAAGCAUUAAAAUGCAAAAACAAGGAACAAAAGAUAGUAAAAAAAAAAAAAAAAUCUGUGGAAAACAGGCUGGUCACCAGCUAGUCAAAAGUUUAGGUCUGGCUGUCAUGUCAUUUUCUGUUAAAUACUCUUAAUGACCCCCCGAUGCAAAAGAGAAAAAUAUUGUUGAACCCCACAAGGUUUCUGCCGAUUUUGAAUGAUGUAAGAGUGGGAAAAAAAACAACUAAAUAUUACCUCAAAGUCGGAGGAUAAAUACACGGGCUGAUCUUUGACUCAAAUUAAGGCCCUUUAGCCUUUACGGGUGCGGACUUCCGGCUAGGGCUGGGCGAUAUAUCGAUAUAAACGAUAUAUCGCAGGUUUGUCUCUGUGCGAUAUAGAAAAUGACUAUAUCGUAAUAUUCGAUUAUAUGUUUUCCCACACUUGCUUUUAGCUGCGUGCAUUACAUUACUGGCGUUUCUCCCUCCUUCUUGUGUCACCUUCUCACGGAGACGUAAAACAAGCCCGCCUUGUUACAAUACGUCACAUACUGUCGUGCAUGUAGCGUCACAUGCUCAUGCCGAGAGCUAACGUUAGCUGAGGCAGGUCGAGUUGCUUUUAGCUGCGUGCAUUACACAACAGGCGUUUCUCACUCCUCGUCUCUCUUUCUCACAGAAACGGAAAACAAACCCGUCUUCUUACAUACGUCACAUACUCUCGCGAGUGUAGCGUCAUAUGCUCUCGCCGACCAGAGAGGUAGCAGCAUGGCUAACGUUAGCUGAGGCAUGUCGGGCAGAGCGGAACUUGUGACAAUACAAGAGAGAGAUGGUGUGAAACUGAUCACAAAUGGAGGAAGAACAAUAAAUGCCCAAAAUAAAGAGCACGGGGUCCAUCAUCAGGCGGUGGUUUGGCUUCAAGUUGGAAGAUAUUCAGCAGACAACAGCAAUAUGCAAAGUAUGCAACAGAAGUGCUACUACAAAAAGGUAGCAACACUAUUCAUUUGUUCUUUCAUUUAAAAAGUCACCCGCGAGAGAAUGAAGAGUAUUUAAUAAAUACACAUUUGGUCAAUUGACUUAGUUGUGAUUUCCCUCUCUACAUGAAAGUUUAAAAGUAGCAUAUAUAAAUGCAGUAUGAAGAAGAAUGUUUUAAUGUAGACACAUAGAAUCAUCAUACUGCUGUGAUUAUAUGCAUUAAGUGUUCAUUCAAGGCCAAGGCAAAAUAUCGUAAUAUGUAUCGUAUAUCGCAAUAUGGCAUAAAAAUAUCGCAAUAUUAAUAAAAGCCAAUAUCGCCCACCCCUACUUCCGGACAAUAAUAAUAAAAUGACAUCACACACUAAAAUAUGAAAACAAUGUUAAGACACUGUGAUAGAAAAUAUUUCUGAUAUAAAAAUGUGAGUGGACAUUAUACUGCAUUCUAAAAUGAUUUAAAACUUGUGAGCGUGAAAGGUUUCAAACUGGAAAAAAAAAAAAAGACAAAACAUGUUUGUGUCUUUUAAGCUGAAUCCCAAUUCUCCCUUUAAUUUUCCCUCCUUUCUUUUCGCUGCCAGCCCUCGUUUCUUGAAACUGAGUCAAGGUUUAGCAGUGGAAAACACAAUCCAUCAAUCGAAUUGCUAGCACUUGUUCCUUUCGGGGUGGCGGGGGGUGCUGCAUUUGGGCGUAAGGCGGUGUACACCCUGGACAAGUUGCCACCUCAUCGCACGGCCAACUCAGAUAGACAGACAACAUUCACACACUAGGGACCAUUUAGUGUUGCCAAUCAACCUAUCCCCAGGUGCAUGUCUUUGGAAGUGGGAGGAAGCCGGAGUACUCGUAGGGAACCCACGCAGUCACGGGGAGAACAUGCAAACCUCACAUAGAAAGAUCCCGAUUGAUCCGGGAUUGAACUAAGGACCUUUGUAUUGUGAGGCAACACGCUCAAAAAAAUUACACGUUGUUCAUUUCUUGAUACGUCGUCACCUCUAGCCGCCAGGUGACUGUUAUUAUUAAUAGACUGAUAAAAAAACGAUUGUCACUGUAUUCAGAAGCUACAAUAUGUUUGUUUCAGUCGUCCCCCCUUUAUCGCUAUUGGUUGUUGUCUGACCCGUUGGUGAUAAGUGGAGAUGUCCGAUAAAAUCGGGCUGCCAAAAUGCUUUAAAAUGUAAUAUCAGAAAGUAUCGGUUUCAAAAAGUAAAAUGUAUGACUUUUUAAAACGCCGCUGUACGGAGUGGUACACGGACGUUGGGAGAAGUAAAGAGCGCCAAUAAACCUUAAAGGCACUUCCUUUGCGUGCCGGCCCAAUCACAUGAUACCUACGGCUUUUCACACACACAAGUGAAUGCAAUGCAUACUUGGUCAACAGCCAUACAGGUCACACUGAGGGUGGCCAUAUAAACAACUUUAACACUGUUACAAAUAUGCGCCACACUGUGAACCCACACCAAACAUGUAUGACAAACACAUUUCGGGAGAACAUCCGCACCGUUACAUAACAUAAACACAACAGAACAAACACCCGGAGCCCCUUGCAGCACUAACUCUUCCGGGAGGCUACAAUAUCACUGCCCCCCACCCGCAUCAAUCUCCUUAUGCUCUCUCAGUGUGAGCAUGUUCCAAAUUCCAAGCUGCUGUUUUGAGGCAUGUUAAAAAAAAAUAAUGCUCUUUGUGACUUCAAUAAUAAAUAUGGCAGUGCCAUGUUGGCAUUGUUUUCCAUAAGUUGAGAGGAGCCAGAUGAGGUGGUUCGAGCAUUUGGUCAGGAUGCCACCCAAACGCCUCCCUGCGGAGGUGUUUCGUGCACGUCCGACCGGUAGGAGGCCACGGGGAAGACCCAGGACACGUUGGGAAGACUAUCUCUCCCGGCUGGCCUGGGAACGCCUCGGGAUCCCCCGGGAAGAGCUGGUCAAAGUGGCUGGGGAGGGGGAAGUCUGGGCAUCCCUGCUUCGGCUGCUGCACCCGCGACCCGACCUCAGGUGAGCGGAAGAAGAUGGAUGGAUGGGUGGAUGGAACUUGAGUUGAUUUGUUUUGGAAAACCUUGUUUCAUUGUUUAAUGCAUUCAGCGGGCAUCACAACAAAAUUAGGCAUAAUAAUGUGUUAAUUCAACGACUGUAUAUAUAUAUCGGUAUCGGUUGAUAUCGGAAUCGGUAAUUAAUCGUUGGACAAUAUCGGAAUAUUGGUAAAAAAAGCCAUUAUUGGACCUCCCUAAUUGUAAGCUUUAAAAACAAGGUUCAAAUCAUGGCAAUAUUUACUUGGAGAAAAUAAUUGAAUACCGAAUAAAACCCGUCCAUAUUACAUUUUAUUAUGUUACAUUUACAUGCUUGUUGCCAUUUUGUCAGCCAUGUUGUGAUGGGAACUUGAAACAACACUUGGUUGCAAGUGUGUUUGGGACCACUCUUUGUUUGGAGUAUUAUACACACGUUGGCAUUUAGCCCUUCCCUGGGGAAUUGGGACACCCCUCGCUCGACGAAAAGGGGAAGAAGUGGGAUUCAGCCUAAGAAAAGUAAAACUUGGAAUUUCUCCACUCUUUUUGUGUCAUCUGAUGAUGAUAAUAAUGGAUUAGAUUUAUAUAUAAUCCUGCACGUUUUCAUGACCAUUUUGUCCUCAAUCUCAUGGCGAUAUUGGAGACUGAGCUUUUUUGUUUGAAACGCUCCUUGUCAUCUUUAUCUAUUUCUCUACCAAGUGAUGACUCGGGUUAAUGAAUGGACCUUUAUCUUUAUGUUUUUAGCUCGUGUGUGUGGCCAGAGAAAUGUGUAUCCUCUCCACACACUCCAAGUUAAGAGUAUUAUGUACUGUACUUCUAGAUUUUCUGCACUAACAAGAUCAUUGGGAAAGGUGUAUAAUAGUGGAACAAUGCUCUAAUGUCAAACAACCACUCAAGUCAUAGUCUUGUUGUUGUUACUAAAAAAAAGUGCCCGCUUAAACCGAUGUCUUGCAAAAGUAUUCACCCCUUUGGAAGUUUCGGCCUUUUAUUGCUUUAUAUUUUUGCGGGGCACUGUACCAAUUUGGGAACCAAAAAUGUGUACGUGUAAAAGCUUUAUUGUCAUUGCAGAUGUAAAAAAAAUACAACAAAUUCACCAUAGCGCCUUUUGGGAGAAAGAGUAUAAAAUACAUGACAAUAGAAGAAUCAAAGUGAAGUUAGAAAAGCACACAGAGUGCAGACCUCCGCCAGGCCCUACGUCCCAAUAGUAAAAAAAAAAAAAAGGUUGGGGAUCCGAAUCAGCCCCAAAUUGUAAUCAUGUUACGGACAUUUUCUGAAAGUUUUAUGAAAAUUUGCCCAAAAUAUUUUGGACUUGCUAGGAAUUAAAUAAACUGAGUGACACGCCUGUUGCCUGUCUCUGCUGUAUUUGUCUCUGCGGUGUUUAUAGCAUAAAUACAAACUUAAAUGUAAGGUCACCAAGUAGAAACAUUCCAGAUCAGGCCCCAAAUCUAAUCAAUUAUUCUUUAUCCCAUCCAUCCAUCUUCUUCCGCUUAUCCAAGGUCGGGUCGCGGCAGCCUAAGCAGGGAAGCCCAGACUUCCUUCUCCCCAGCCACUUCGUCCAGCUCCUCCCGGGGAAUCCCGAGGACAUGUUGGGAAGACUGUGUCUCCCGGCUGGCCUGGGUCUUCCCCGUGGCCUCCUACCAAUCUGGCUCCUCUCGAAGUGGAGGAGCACUUUUUGAGCUCCUCCCGGAUGAAAGAGCUUCUCACCCUAUCUCUAAGGGAGAGACCCGUCAUUUCGGUCGCUUGUACCCCUGAUCUUGUCCUUUCGGUCAUAAUCCAAAGCUCAUGACCAUAGGUGAGGAUGGGAAUGUAGAUCGACUGGUAAAUUGAGAGCUUUGCCUUCCGGCUCAGCUCCUUCUUCACCACAACGGAUCGAUACAGCGUCCGCAUUACUAAAGACCUUGCACCGAUCCGCGUGUCGACCUCACGAUCCACUCUUCCCUCACUUGUGAACAAAACUCCAAAGUACUUGAACUCCUCCACUUGGGGCAAGAUCUCCUCCCCAAACGGAGAUGGUAUUCCACCCUUUUCCGGGCGAAAACCAUGGACUCGGACUUGGAGGUGCUGAUUCCCAUCCCAGUCGUUUCUCAUUCGGCUUUGAACCGAUCCAGUGAGAGCUGAAGAUCUUGGCCAGAUGAAGCCAUCAGGACUACGUGAACUGCAAAAAGCAGAGACCUAAUCCUGCAGCCACCAUACCAAAUACACUCAACGCCCUGACUGCGCCUAGAAAUUAUGUCCAUAAAAGUUAUGAACACAGUCGGUGACAAAAGGCAGCCUUGGAGUAGUCCAACCCUCACUGGAAACGGCAAUGCGGACCAAGCUCUGACACUUAUCAUACAGGGAGCGAACCGCCACAAUCAGACAGUCCGCUACCCCAUACUCUCUGAGCACUCCCCACAGGACUUCCCGAGGGACACGGUCGAAUGCCUUCUCCAAGUCCACAAAGCACAUAUAGACUGGUUGGGCAAACUCCCAUUCACCAUCAAGGACCCCAGCCGAGAGUAUAGAGCUGGUCCACAGUUCCACGACCAGGACGAAAACCAAACUGUUCCUCCUGAAUCCGAGGUUCGACUAUCCGACGUAGCCUCCUCUCCAGUACACCUGAAUAGACCUUACCUUCUUUAUCCCAUUUCUAGCAUUUCCCGAAACUUUCGUGAAAAUCCGGCAAAUAAAGAGUUGGCUAUAGUGCAAUGAAAGAAACAGCGUGAACCCACUUGUUUCUCUCCAUGGCCGCUAUCUUACACAAACAGAACUUGAAAAUUGUAACGUAGUAGGCCAAAAAUCCUGAACGUUUUGUGAAAAUCCGCGCAUAACUUUUUACAUUUCUUUGACAACUAGCAAACAAACGAUGACAUAAAACGAGGGGCUUUGACAUAGAAAAUAACAGGUUCCACUGUAUUACAACAAUAAUGGUCCUCUCUGUAUGGUUACUCAUUUAAAUAGGUUUAAAAAUAGACCAUUUCUCUAUGAUAGUAUUACCCUAACAUGAUCAUAGUGUUAAUAGUUUUGUCAAUUUACUGUGUAUUCUUUGUGUGUUAUGUUUAAUGCAAAAUGUUUUUAUUUACCAUUUUCAUGGCAUAAGUAAUGCUGAUUUCAACAUGUUUUUUCUGAAAUAGGGGAUUUAAUUGAGCAUUCUUGUAUUUUGUCAUAUAUAUUGCUCUGACGACCCAAACACUGUACAAUUGCUUCUGGAAACUGCUAAUGCUGUGUAGUCAGUAAAUGACUUUGAACUAUGGACAAUGUUAGAAGACUGGUUACUGAUGCCAUGUGGUGCAGUGUUUGAACAAUGUGAGCAAUAAUACCUCACCAUUCGACUUGUGUUCCUCCUUUGAAAGCAGAUCGAUUCCCACUCGGCGUUCCUCCAGAAGACAAUAGCACAUCUUUUUGUGAGCCCUUUGGGAUUGUGCCUGUUUUUUUGAUAGGACAAUGGGAAAUGUGUGGUACGAAGGGCAAUGUGUAACAGAAAAUGCUGGAGUAAGACUGAUUAAUACACGUAAAAUAAACAAUGAACAAAA